AUGGGCGACCAGCUUCAAGCGCCACAAAAGCCGUCGCCGGAACCAUCCAUAUCGCACGGGCGAGGCGGUGCUGGCAACAUCAACCCGGACGCCACAAAGUACGUCGACGGUGAGGUGACAAGGACGGGCGUUGAGGGCACGCAUGGUGAUGGGGCGUAUAGCACGGGACGAGGAGGCGCUGCCAACAUCGGCGACAAGGGCGUCAGCUCGACGGGCCGCCUUGACAAGGACAACGUUCCCGAGUCGGCCGUGAGGCCAUCCACCGAAGGCAAAGAUUUCCACGUCGGGCGUGGCGGCGCGGGCAAUGAGCACAUUUCCCCUGCUGCUGCUGCUGCUGCCGACAAGAAGACCCAGGAUCAUCCGACGGGGCUGGCUGACAGGUUGAAGGCUAAGCUGUUUGGGGCCUUCAAAAAGUGA
Pyricularia pennisetigena is the source of this 417-nucleotide messenger RNA. RefSeq lists its product as uncharacterized. The coding region runs from base 1 to 417 and encodes 138 amino acids. The record is from RefSeq and is a predicted model, not a curated record. The transcript is spliced from 2 exons. NCBI's taxonomy places the organism in Eukaryota, Fungi, Ascomycota, Sordariomycetes, Magnaporthales, Pyriculariaceae.